CCACAGUCCCGGUACAGACAGAGGUUGUCAGAGUUUGAGAUGUAUAGUGACACCAGAGACCUAGAUCUGGAAAUGUCCAAUUGAACCCAAAACAAUUAAUAUAAGAUCAUCAGCAGGCCAAAUAACCAAUACAGAACCACGACAAGAACCGCAGUCCAAGAACAGAGCCAAAAAGAACCAAAAAGAACCAAGCCAAGAACCACAGUCCAAGAACCCACCUAAGAACCAUGUGCUUCGGAAAGCUCUCCGACAAUUCUACAUUGGAUCUACCAGAGAUAUUCUCCGACGUGCGGGAAGUUCUGGACAGUUUGGAAUUCAUCUUCGUGACUCAGGGGAUAGUUCUUCCGGUGAUGGUCGUGGUAGGCAUAGUGCUGAACGUGAUGUGUCUCGUGGUCCUUUGGAACAAGUCUCUGAGAUCCGCGCCUUACUACCUGCUUCGUUCCCUCACGCUGUGUGACCUCUGUAUUCUGCUGUUUGCCCUCUACUCCGACGUGGAGCCAGCCAUAAGGUCAAAGGUCGAGAUCUCCGCCAUGUCGGGGCCGCUCAUCCCAGACUGCGAGACGCUGAGACAGAAUCUACAAGCGCGGCUUUUGCUCGGAGCAAACCUCACGCGCAUAGAUCUACCUUUCUCCUGGUCUCAGGAUUCGAACUCCACACCGUCGGAGACAGGCUUUGAGCCGGCGUCCGAGGCUGAGGUGAACGAGCAGCUGCUUCUGGCACUUCUUCUGGACUUAUUGGCGCAGUCACCGCAGGGACAGACAAACACGACGGGCGGUGUGGUCAUCAACAGACCAGAGAUUUCCCCAUCACCCCAGUCGUCACAGGAACAGACGAACAGAACAGACAAUGUGGCCAACAAAAGACCAAAGAUAUCCCCAUCACACCAGUCUUCACACAGACAGACCAACACGACAGAGAGUGUGGACAUGAACAUGCCAAAGAUUUCCUCAUCACACAGACAGACACACAGAACAGACAAUGUGGCUGACAACAGAAUAAAGAUUUCCUCAUCCCCUCAGUCUUCACACGGACAGACCAACAAAACAGACAAUAAUAUGUCCAACAACAUGCCAAAGAUAUCCUCUUCACCAUUACGAGAAUCUGUUCCCGGGCUGACAACACCCAGUUCUUCCAGACACACAGUCUCUCAGCUGGCUGAUUCUCCUGACAACGUUGACGAUAUCGUGAACGAUCCUGCAACAAGAGACGAGAAUAUUAAUAUUCUUCUCCCACCGGGCCACUCCCUGACCCUGCCCAUCACUCCAGGCCACUCCCUGACCCCGCCCAUCACUCCAGACCACUCACUGACCCCGCCCAUCACUCCGGGCCACUCCCUGACCCCGCUCAUCACCCCGGCCAGUGACGUCACAUCGGCCAGCCCUGUGGUCAACUCGCGUCCUCUGGGCCAGGCUGCGGAGCGCUGGUUCGCCUACAGCCUCAUGACCUUCAACCUUGGAGUCACCCUCACCCUGACCUUGGAGAGGUGGGUGGCCUUGAGGUUCCCGUUCCGAGCCAGGACUCUGCUCACCCCCCGCCGCACGUGCGUGGCUAUAGGGCUGCUGGUGGCGCUCACUCUGGGGCUGCACGUGCCUCAGCUGGUCAAGGAGGUCAGCCUGGUGAUUACGUCACCGGAGAAACUCAAGGACGACUUCCAAGGUCAUAUGCUCCAGUCGUUCCGGCGUGAGUACGAGCGUGCAGUUGUGUACCUGACGUCUGCUGUCUUGGUGCUCACGCUCGCCACAAACCUGGACCUGGUCAGAGCUCUGGCUAGGUACAAGGUCAAGGUCAGAGAGAGGAGGCAGCCAGGCAGUCGGGUCAGCGACGUAAACAUCACCGUUGCCAUCAUCGCCCUGGUGUUCCUGCAGACGCCACACAGCGCCGCCAUGAACGUGCUGGCCACGCUCUCCCUGGAGGGUUUCCAUGGCAACGUGGCGUCCUUCACGCGUGCCCUCGUCACUGUCCGUUUGCUCUACGUCACCAACAGCGCGCUCAACUGCCUCACCUACUGCCUCCUGUCGCGCCGGUUCAGAGGUCACUUCGCCAGCACCUACCGCCCACUCUGCACACUACGUCAUCGUCUGCGCGCUCUACGUCACCAAUAG
Molecule: messenger RNA, 2102 nt
Organism: Aplysia californica (California sea hare)
Lineage: Eukaryota; Metazoa; Mollusca; Gastropoda; Aplysiida; Aplysiidae
Exons: 3
Coding region: 228-2102 (624 amino acids)
Biological process (GO): G protein-coupled receptor signaling pathway
Cellular component (GO): plasma membrane
Molecular function (GO): G protein-coupled receptor activity
Source: RefSeq, a predicted model, not a curated record